This is a messenger RNA of Ctenopharyngodon idella (grass carp), 1093 nucleotides long. RefSeq names its product complement factor D-like. The transcript is spliced from 5 exons. Bases 245 to 1021 code for a protein of 258 amino acids. Gene Ontology annotation, molecular function: serine-type endopeptidase activity. Gene Ontology annotation, biological process: proteolysis. Lineage: Eukaryota; Metazoa; Chordata; Actinopteri; Cypriniformes; Xenocyprididae. The record is from RefSeq and is a predicted model, not a curated record.
ACUAACAUUAUAUCAGUUAAUGAUAUAUACGGUUAUUCUACAAUAUUCAAAAUGCAUGCUUACAUUCUCAGUUCUUAUCAUCCAAACCAUCUGUGGCUUCAAUGAGACCACAACAUGAACAAUGUUUUCUAAUCGUGUUGCUCAUACAACAUUUUUUUUUUUUUUUUAAAGAAACUCCACCCACCCUUAACGUGUAUUUAUACCGUGUUUAGCCAGUGAAAGCUCACUGAUUGUCUUCUUCAUCAUGACCAUCAUCAUCAUCUCUCUGCUCCUGCUGGCCUCUCUGCUGCCACACCUGACCUUCACUGCUCAUGUGAAUGUGGGUAUAGUGAAUGGGAGAGAAGCCAUACCCCAUUCCAGGCCUUACAUGGUUUCUCUUCAGAAAAAUGGGCAACAUCACUGUGGUGGAUUUCUCAUUUCUGAUCAGUAUGUCUUGACUGCUGCACAUUGCUCGACUAGAUUUGAGUUGACGGUUGUGGUUGGUGCUCAUGACUUGAGGAACAGCAAGAGAUCAGAUCACAUCAAAGUGAAGUCCACCAUCCCACAUCCAAACUAUAAUACCAGUACUGAUGAGAAUGACAUCAUGCUUUUGAAGCUAAAGAAAAAAGUCAAACUAAAAAAAGAAGUUAGAAAGAUAUCAUUACCAAAGAAAGAUGAAGACAUCAAAGCAGGUACUCUCUGUGCUGUUGCCGGCUGGGGAAGCAUGAAGACCAAUGGCCAAGGCACAAGCAAUUGUCUAAUGGAGGCAAACACGACUGUAUUAAAUCAGGCAGAAUGUAAGAAAAAAUGGGAACAUGAAUUUUUUGAACAACAGAUGAUCUGUGUACAUGGCCAUGGUGGAACCUGCAAAGGGGAUUCAGGAGGUCCUUUGGUUUGUGGAGAAACUGCUGUUGGUGUCACAUCUUUUGGUGGCCAUCUCUGCAAUUCACAUAACAGUCCUAAUGUGUAUACUAAGAUUUCAGCAUAUAUCAACUGGAUCAACAAUGUAAUUGGAAAUGUUAAUAGACUUCAUGGAAACUAAAAAGGAAGAAAUGUUUUUCUUGAAUUCUUCCAUAAACCUUCUUUCAAUAAACGUAUCACACGGCAAGCAUCA